AUGCAUACCAGCAAAACAGCACUCCUUAUUGGCGCUCUGGCCUUGAAGGCUACCGCCGCACCUUUCAUCACUAUCAACUCCGCCUCCCUCCAACCACGUGGCGCCGACAUCUUCAAGCUCCACUCAGUCGCAAUCUACGGCGUUACCAGCGAUUUCCACAUGGUCGCCUACACCGAACCCACCAACAUCAAACCAGGCCACCAAAAGAUCAUCCACGCCCCUUACUACGGCAUUGGCCUCCGCCUCUCCGGUCACGCUGAAUGGGGCACUGAUGGCCAGUGGGUGAACCAAGCGCUUUUCGAGUUCGGCUACAGCGAGUACGCUGGACAGACUGGCACGGCGUACGAUGUCAGCAUCAUGGAAGGCAGCGAGGGCGACAUUGGACUCGGUGCGUAUCCGAUUCCUAAUGGCCGGGGCAGCGAGACUUGUCGUUCGCAAAGCUGUUGGCCGUGGUACUGUCCGCUUGACCAGGGCUGGACGAACCCUAAUCAGAUUGAUGAUGGGAGUACAGCCGAUACCGUCUGUUAUCACGGCAAGACCGAUUUCAAGAUUGUGUGGUGCCCGUAG
This is a messenger RNA of Saxophila tyrrhenica, 567 nucleotides long. RefSeq lists its product as uncharacterized. NCBI's taxonomy places the organism in Eukaryota, Fungi, Ascomycota, Dothideomycetes, Mycosphaerellales, Extremaceae. The record is from RefSeq and is a predicted model, not a curated record. Bases 1 to 567 code for a protein of 188 amino acids. The transcript is spliced from 2 exons.